AUAUAUACUAGAGCAUUCCUUUCCAUUUGCAGCGUCGACAUCAAAACUGAAACCUUAAAGAAGAAGAGUGUUAUGUAAUGGCGCCAAAGAAGGAUAAAUCUCCACCGUCGGAUCCUAAUGGAAUAUUUUGUGGUAUGAUUGUCUUCUUGAUCCAAACAGGAGUUCAAUCCAGACGGUUACAGAUAUGGAAGCAGAAAUUGGUGCAAAUGGGGGCUAAAAUAGAGGAGCGGUUUACCAAAAAUGUUACUCAUGUUUUUGCAAUGGAUGCAAAUUCGCUUCUUCAGAAACUUGAUAAAGAACGUCUGAUUCGCUCCAAAGCUAAACUUCUCGCAUAUCAGUGGCUAGAGGACAGCUUGAUAGAAGGACAAAAAGCAUCUGAGGAUCUGUAUGUCUUGUCCCUGCAAUCGGAAGGAGGAGACUCCCUUAGUCCUAAAGCUGAUAAUGACGGUCAUUCUAAUAGCAGCGGAGUUACACUAAAGAAAAGUCAAAUCUCUGCUGAAGAUGCCAAGAAUUCAAGCCCAAGACACAUGAAUGACACUAAAGGCCUUGCUGUACAUGAUUCACGAGAUACUAAAAGUGCCUCAUCACCCGCAUCACGUUCUUCAAGCCCAGAAGUGGCCAGUCCUGAGUCCAUUGAUUCUCAUAAUAAGCCUGUUGAAACACCAGACCCAUCUUCACUAUAUAAGCCUCCGGAUUUAAACCGAAAUAUCACUCAGAUAUUUGGGAAGCUUAUCAAUAUAUAUAGAGCACUGGGUGAUGACCGGAGAUCAUUCAGCUAUUAUAAAGCUAUAGCAGUUAUUGAAAAAUUGCCAUUUAAAAUUGAGAGCGUGGACCAGGUUAAGCACCUACCUUCUAUUGGAAAGUCGAUGCAAGAUCAUAUUCAGGAGAUAGUGACGACGGGGAAGCUGUCCAAAUUGGAACACUUUGAGAAGGAUGAAAAGGUAAAAACAAUCAGCUUAUUUGGAGAGGUUUGGGGUAUUGGUCCAGCCACUGCUCUAAAACUUUAUGAGAAAGGACACCGAACUCUUGAUGACCUUAGAAAUGAGGCAUCAUUGACUCAUUCUCAAAGGUUAGGGUUGAAAUAUUUUGAUGACAUCCAAACCAGGAUUCCACGGCAUGAGGUUGAAGAGAUGGAACGUAUGCUACAGAAAGCUGGAGAGGAAAUUUUGCCCGGUGUGAUUAUUGUGUGUGGAGGAUCAUAUAGACGUGGAAAGGCUUCUUGUGGUGAUAUGGACAUUGUCAUUACUCAUCCUGAUGGAAAAAGUCAUGUAGGCUUUCUUCCCAAGUUUGUAAAGCAUCUUAAGGACAUGAAGUUUUUGAGAGAAGAUUUAGUCUUCAGUGUUCAUAGCACAGAGGGUACAGAUUCAGGAGUUGACACAUAUUUUGGCCUCUGCACCUAUCCUGGUCGAGAAUUGCGACAUCGUAUUGACUUUAAGGUGUAUCCAAGGGAUAUAUAUGCAUUUGGACUGAUAGCAUGGACUGGAAAUGACGUCUUGAAUAGAAGGCUUAGAUUAUUAGCAGAAUCCAAGGGUUUCCAUUUAGAUGAUACAGGGCUAUUUCCAGCUACUCAUGGUUCCGGUGGAAAACGGACUAAAGGUAGUGCAAGCUUGAAGUUUGAUACCGAGAAGGAAGUGUUUGAAUUCCUUGGAUUUCCCGCGCUGGAGCCAAAUGAAAGGAAUUUGUGAGGAUCCCUAACAAAGACUUGGAUCUUGAGCUGUGCCACUUUUGCUAGCUUUUUGCAGGACUUAGGAGCCGGGAAAAUUUGAUCAAGCUGAUAUUUUGACUUCCAUGUCUGAAUUGUAUGGAACAAAAUGUAUGAGAUGAAAACAGUUAUUACUAUGCAUGUAGGUGUAUUUAAGGGCAAGUAUAUAUGUAAAAUAGUUACUACUUUGGAGUCAA
Lycium barbarum (goji berry) is the source of this 1899-nucleotide messenger RNA. RefSeq names its product DNA polymerase lambda. The transcript is spliced from 14 exons. Bases 78 to 1685 code for a protein of 535 amino acids. Gene Ontology annotation, molecular function: DNA binding; DNA-directed DNA polymerase activity. Gene Ontology annotation, cellular component: nucleus. Lineage: Eukaryota; Viridiplantae; Streptophyta; Magnoliopsida; Solanales; Solanaceae. Gene Ontology annotation, biological process: double-strand break repair via nonhomologous end joining. The record is from RefSeq and is a predicted model, not a curated record.